CACCCAGCAGUUGGCGUGAGGGGCUGCAGGAGCUUGGGGGCUGGUGGCAGGAACAAGUCUUUUCCGACCCCAUGGAGCUGUAUGAGACAUCCCCCUACUUCUACCAGGAGCCCCACUUCUAUGACGGGGAGAACUACCUGCCGGUCCACCUCCAGGGCUUCGAGCCGGCCGGCUACGAGCGGACUGAGCUCAGCCUGAGCCCCGAGGCCCGAGGGCCCCUUGAAGACAAGGGGCUGGGGACCCCGGAGCACUGCCCGGGCCAGUGCCUGCCGUGGGCGUGUAAGGUGUGUAAGAGGAAGUCUGUGUCCGUGGACCGGCGGCGGGCGGCCACGCUGCGGGAGAAGCGCAGGCUGAAGAAGGUGAACGAGGCCUUCGAGGCCCUCAAGAGGAGCACCCUGCUCAACCCCAACCAGCGGCUGCCCAAGGUGGAGAUUCUGCGCAGCGCCAUCCAGUACAUCGAGCGCCUGCAGGCCCUGCUCAGCUCCCUCAACCAGGAGGAGCGUGACCUCCGCUACACGGGCGGGGGCGGGCCCCAGCCGGGGGUGCCCAGUGAAUGCAGCUCUCACAGCGCCUCCUGCAGUCCAGAGUGGGGAAGUGCACUGGAGUUCGGCCCCAACCCAGGGGAUCACCUGCUCACAGCUGACCCUACGGACGCCCACAACCUGCACUCCCUCACGUCCAUCGUGGACAGCAUCACGGUGGAGGAUGUCUCCGUGGCCUUCCCAGAUGAAACCAUGCCCAACUGAGAUUAUCCGCCAGUCCCGGCAUCUGUGAGCGCCCCAGGCUGGCCACAGAUGCCACCACUUCUGCAGGGGGCCUCCUAAGCCAGGCUGUUCGAUGCCAGGAAGCCUGCCCUGGGGCUGCCAUAUGUCAGACUACCCUCUCCUCAUCUGUCGAAAGUCAACCUACCGCCCAGAGGGGGGUAGAUGUUUUCAAUUAGCUAACUCCUCCAGCCAAGCAGAGGGGUUGAUGUUUCCAGGGAGCUAAAGCAGGGAGCCAGAGCGCCCCCUCGUGUACACCCCUGGUUCCCCUGGUUCAGGGGCAAACUCAGGAGCUCCCCUUUGACCCAAAGGCAGCCUCGGCCUCCAAUCCCACCCCUCGACAGAAAGUUUGGGAUACAAAGACAGUGUCCGGACCGGACAAACAGGGGACACCUGUUCUUGCCUCUUCCUGGUGCCAGCGGCCGGCUGGGCCUGCCCUGAAUCCAGAGAAGAAGGGCAGAGGAACUAUCCUGUUCCCAAGUCCCGGGGGCCAAGCUUUCUGCAGUGAAUAUUGGGAACCUUCCAGUGCUUUUAUGUUUUGUUUGUUUUGUGUGUUGUUUGUAAAGCUGCCAUCUGACCAAGGUCUCCUGUGCUGAAUUGGCCAGGGACAGGCAGGGGGAGGGGCGGGAGUUCUUGGGGUGAUUUCUUUUGUUAACUAAGCAUAGUGUGGUUUUGCCAUUGUUUUGUAACUUUUUUGCUAACUUAUUUGGAUUUCUUUUUUUAAAAAAUGAAUAAAGACUGGGUGC
This is a messenger RNA of Condylura cristata (star-nosed mole), 1507 nucleotides long. It is a transcript of the gene MYOG, whose product is annotated as myogenin (myogenic factor 4). Gene Ontology annotation, molecular function: protein dimerization activity; RNA polymerase II cis-regulatory region sequence-specific DNA binding; DNA-binding transcription factor activity, RNA polymerase II-specific. The transcript has 3 exons. The coding region runs from base 72 to 746 and encodes 224 amino acids. Gene Ontology annotation, biological process: positive regulation of myoblast differentiation; positive regulation of transcription by RNA polymerase II; muscle organ development. The record is from RefSeq and is a predicted model, not a curated record. NCBI's taxonomy places the organism in Eukaryota, Metazoa, Chordata, Mammalia, Eulipotyphla, Talpidae.